AUGCAGCCUGCUUCCACAAAGUGGUGUGAUCAAAGUGGGUAUGUCUUCAUUAGAUUUGUGUUAAAAAAUAGUAAAGACAGUAAAGUAAAUUUUGAAAAAUCCAAACUUACUUUCAGUUGUUUUAGAGGAAGUGAUCAUUUUAAACAUUUAAAUGAAAUUGAUAUUUUUAACUAUCUUGAUCCAAAUGAUUCCAAGCAUAAAACAAUGGACAGAUACAUUUUAUGUUUUUAUGAAAAAGGAGAAUCUGGCCAGUCAUGGCAAAGGUUAAGAACAGAAAGGACACAGCUUAAUUGGCUUAGUAUUUUGAACAACAUGGGUGGCGAUGAGGAUAUAGAUCUACCAGAAUAG
Messenger RNA from Pteronotus mesoamericanus, 348 nucleotides. RefSeq names its product prostaglandin E synthase 3-like. The transcript has 3 exons. Gene Ontology annotation, molecular function: protein-folding chaperone binding; prostaglandin-E synthase activity; Hsp90 protein binding. The record is from RefSeq and is a predicted model, not a curated record. NCBI's taxonomy places the organism in Eukaryota, Metazoa, Chordata, Mammalia, Chiroptera, Mormoopidae. Gene Ontology annotation, cellular component: cytosol; nucleus. Gene Ontology annotation, biological process: protein folding; prostaglandin biosynthetic process; telomere maintenance via telomerase. Bases 1 to 348 code for a protein of 115 amino acids.